CAGUGCAUUCAAGUCGAUAAGCAAACAGAAGCAUACAGCACAUUUUAGCUCAUAUUUUUCCAUUGUGCAAAAUGUUUGUGGUUCAGUGUGAAUGAUAAAUUUGACUCAGAAUUGUAAUAAAACAUGGUGAAUACAAUGAAAUCAAGAAGAGAACUUGUGUUCAGUGCAGUGAAAUUUGAAGUGAUUAUUAUUUUGUGCAUUUCCAUUGCAACCAUUGAAGCAUUGGAAACGAAUGGUGGAACAGUAGCUCCACUGACUGCCGACCAACCCGUUUCAGACGAAAAAAUUACUGACCACAAUGAUUUAAAGAAAAUUGAAACCCGAUUCCACGAUCCACCACCCGAAUAUUACAAAGGACCGUCAAACAACAACUAUGAUUCAUACGAUUUGAAAUACAACGGACAAAGUCAUCGUCCGGCACCGAAUUUUGCUAGCUCUGGCUAUUACAAUCCAUAUUUGAGCAAACAUGGCUUUUAUGGAACGAUAAACCCAAAAGAUCGGAUUAGCAUUGGCGGUGGCUAUUACAGUGGCAGUGAGUUCAGCGGGAAUGGUUACGCUGGAUCGGACCGUGUUCGACCUUAUGGUUCACCUCAGCCCGUAGACAUUCCAGCAACUGGUUAUAAUUCAAACGGUUUCUAUGGCGCUGGCGGCGGAGGCAUCGGCGGCGGUGGCGGAUAUGGAGGAUAUGGCAACGGAUACGAUGGAGCAUACGACCAAGGCUUUGACGGCAACAUCUGGGGCGAUAAAAUGAAUCACUUAUCGAAAUCGCAUUUGUUGCCGCUGGCUGGUGCUGCGCUAAUAGGAAUCGCAGCUGCAUUACUCGUAAAUCCGGUUUUAUUGCAAUUGGGAACCGUCAGUGGAAAACGACGCCGUCGACGCGAUAUAGUGUCACAAUUAUUGCCUCCACCCAAAGCCAGCGCACAUAAUCUCGCAUACAGAGGCCACAAUCGACCGUAAACAUUGCAAAUAAUGACCUUAGACGUGGAACGAGCAUGCAUUUCGAUUGCACUGAACUAUUAUUACAAAUGAAUAAAUUCUACCGAAAUUAGUUGAAUCGCCUUUUUUUGUUGAUUUGAUACAAAGUUUAAUGUACAGUAAUAAAUUAUCUCGAGAUAGUCGGUCUUUAUGGGGAGAAGUAGGAUGGGAAAACCGAUGUGAUAACAAUUAAACAAAUAAACAAUAUGCGGCUUCUCGUUUAUCUCAUUUUCAUUACAUUUCCGAUUUAAUAUUUACUCGAUACUUUCCACAGUUACGAAAAAUUCAACACAUUUGCAUUGGAUCCAUUGUUUUGGUUGUUGUUUCACUAUGAUUUCGACCAUGAUAAACUUUAUCAAAUCUAUUUAU
Sitodiplosis mosellana (orange wheat blossom midge) is the source of this 1344-nucleotide messenger RNA. Its product is annotated as peroxisomal membrane protein PEX13-like. The transcript is spliced from 4 exons. The record is from RefSeq and is a predicted model, not a curated record. Lineage: Eukaryota; Metazoa; Arthropoda; Insecta; Diptera; Cecidomyiidae. Bases 124 to 957 code for a protein of 277 amino acids.